Merops nubicus (carmine bee-eater) is the source of this 877-nucleotide messenger RNA. RefSeq names its product EGF containing fibulin-like extracellular matrix protein 1 (gene EFEMP1). The transcript is spliced from 7 exons. The annotation marks the transcript as partial. NCBI's taxonomy places the organism in Eukaryota, Metazoa, Chordata, Aves, Coraciiformes, Meropidae. Gene Ontology annotation, molecular function: calcium ion binding. The record is from RefSeq and is a predicted model, not a curated record.
AUGUUGACAGCUAUGUUCUUGGCUGGUCUCAUUCUUAUUACAGUACAUUCGCAGGAAACUGAGGAAACCAUAACAUACACGCAAUGCACAGAUGGCUAUGAAUGGGAUCCUGUUAGGCAACGGUGCAAAGAUAUUGAUGAAUGUGAAAUAGUCCCAGAUGCAUGUAAAGGUGGGAUGAAAUGUGUUAACCACUAUGGAGGAUACCUCUGUCUACCUAGAACAGCACAAAUUAUUGUAAAUGAGAGAGAAGAAGCAGGAGCAGCUGAGUCCACUAGUGGUCGGAACAACCCCAUCCGACGGACCCCAGCGGACCCUCAGCGUGCCCCUCCAAACCCAACCCACCAAAUCCAGUGUGCAGCUGGGUAUGAGCAAAGUGACCACAACGUCUGCCAAGACAUAGAUGAAUGUGCAACUGGAACCCAUAAUUGUAGAGCUGACCAAGUAUGUGUCAAUUUAAGAGGGUCCUUCAGCUGUCAGUGUCCUCCAGGCUAUCAGAAACGAGGGGAGCAGUGUGUUGACGUGGACGAGUGCACCCUGCCUCCCUACUGCCACCACCGCUGCGUGAACACCCCGGGCUCCUACUACUGCCAGUGCAACGCUGGCUUCCAGCUGGCAUCCAACAACCACACCUGCGUAGACAUAAACGAAUGUGAUGCCAAUAACCCGUGUGCCCAACAGUGUUACAACAUACUGGGUUCUUUCAUCUGUCAGUGUAAUCCAGGAUUUGAGUUAAGCAGUGACAGAAUCAACUGUGAAGACACUGAUGAAUGCAGAACUUCAAGUUACAUAUGUCAGUACCAGUGUGUCAAUGAACCAGGAAAAUUCUCCUGUGUCUGCCCUGAAGGGUACCAGGUAGUAGGAGGCAGAACCUGUCAUG